Talaromyces proteolyticus is the source of this 4608-nucleotide messenger RNA. Its product is annotated as EF hand domain protein. Gene Ontology annotation, molecular function: calcium ion binding; protein binding. The transcript has 7 exons. The coding region runs from base 415 to 4200 and encodes 1261 amino acids. The record is from RefSeq and is a predicted model, not a curated record. Gene Ontology annotation, biological process: endosomal transport; endocytosis. Gene Ontology annotation, cellular component: plasma membrane; cytoplasm. Lineage: Eukaryota; Fungi; Ascomycota; Eurotiomycetes; Eurotiales; Trichocomaceae.
AGCCGCCAGCCAGCAAACAACGUCUCCUUCCCGCUUGUCGCAUUAAUCGGAGCUUCGUUGCUCGCCCUCAAUUCCUCUUAUACAGUGCGGAGAUAUCUUGGACUUUAAUUUUAGAUUUACCCAUCGAUUCUCGGAUUGUUUAUGCUUCCGGCCCCGUGUCCAAGUGACCUUUGAUCGAAAUUCGCCUACUGAGGACUGAUUCCGUCUGAGAACGUGCGGACAUUACUACUCUUAGGAUCAUAGAAUCCCCGCGGUCUUUUGCAAUCACACACAUGAUACCGAUAAUUUGACAUCUGCUUUGAAGGUGUUUCGAGUCCUCUUUCGGUUUACUUCAACACCCGUCUAUUAAGAUAGUCGUUUUGAAACGGACGCGGUGCAGUUGUGUGAAGCUAGUUAGCUAUCGGCAGCAGGAAGAUGUCGGAACCAGCUCACCCGAAUCUCAACCUCACUCAGGAGGAAAAGCGGGUUUUCUUCCAGCUUUUCCAGGCGGCAGAUACCACCAAUAUCGGAGUUAUUACUGGCGAGCAUGCCGUACCAUUUUUCGAAAAGACCAAGCUUUCUCCUGACACUUUGGGGCUGAUAUGGCAACUAGCAGACAAGGAGAACCGUGGGCUUCUAACACCCUCCGGUUUCUCAAUAGUGUUGCGAUUGAUUGGACAUGCGCAAGCCGGCCAUUCUCCUACAGAAGAGCUAGCCCUGCAACCUGGUCCUCUACCUCGGUUUGAGGGCAUCUCCGUUAGCUCACCAUCUCGCCCAUCUACAGCAAGUCCUCCGCCAGCUGGGCAGGGAGGUCCUGUCAGAGUACCGCCAUUGAGUCCGGAAGAUGUGAACAAGUUUGGUUCGCUCUUUGAAAAAUCAGACACCCCGAACGGAGUAAUCUCAGGUGAGAUUGCGAAGCAGAUCUUUGAGCGUGCUCGACUACCCAAUGAUGUUUUGGGGAGAAUAUGGAACCUUUCCGACACAAAGCAGCGGGGUCAGCUGGACGCCACGGAAUUUGUCAUCGCGAUGCACCUUUUGACAUCUUACAAAACCGGCUCUAUGCGAGGAAUUCCAUCAUCGCUCCCUCCUGGGUUAUAUGAGGCGGCUUCGAAACGUGGUCUGGCUCGUACGCCAACUGGGCCUCGGACCGGCUCAGAUGUUCCACCAGUUCCAGCUAUCCCAACACAAUUUUCCGGAUCCCAGCGAACGCAAAGUCCAUUAAGCCGGCAGCAUUUUGCCUCUCCUCUUUCAGCGCACUCCACAGGUGCUGAUUGGUUGAUUACUCCACAAGAGAAGGCACAAUUCGACAAUAUUUUUGCGACUGUGGACACGGCGAAGGCUGGUAUUAUCAGCGGUGAUCAGGCCGUCACUUUUUUCACCAACGCUCAGUUACCAGAGGAUGUCUUGGCCCAGAUCUGGGAUCUCGCAGAUAUUGAUGCCGAUGGACAACUUACCAAAGAUGAAUUCGCAGUGGCUAUGUACUUAGUACGUCAGCAACGAAGUAGGAAAGAGCCAUUACCUACUGUCCUUCCACCGGCAUUGAUCCCUCCAAGCAUGCGCCGACAAGAGGCAGUACAGGCAAGGCCCGCAAUUGCUCCAGCUCCAGUUCCAGCUCCAGUUUCAGUUCCAGCUCCGCCAGCAUUACCGCGUUCAGCGGCUGAAGAUCUCUUUGGGCUUGACACUUUCACUGCACCGGCAUCUACUCAAUUUCCUCAGUCUACUGGAGGUUCCAACCCCGCAUUUCAGUCUCCUGGGUCUCCAUCUUCUCGGACUUCACAACAAGGACCACCCGUAUCCACCUUCAAGCCUUUUGUUCCUUCGUCCCAAUUCGGUCAAAGUCUCAAUCCACAAUUGACUGGUGCUGGAAGUACGGCAACGUCACCUCCACCUGCUUCUGAUGAUCUUUUGGGCGACAAUGACCCCGAAGAAUCUAAGAAGCUGACUCAGGAAACCACAGAACUAGCAAACUUGUCUAAUCAAAUUGGUUCUUUGUCAAAGGAAAUGCAGAACGUUCAAACACAGCGCGCAUCUGCCGAGCAGGAAUUCACGCAAUCAUCUCAACGGAAACGUGACUUUGAGGCGCGGUUAGCACAAGCUAGAGCAAUGUAUGAGAAGGAGGCGAAAGAUUAUAAGGCUCUGGAAGAGCGUUUGAAUGCGUCUCGCGCAGAGACAAAGAGGCUCGAGCAGGAUUAUGCACUCAUUGAAGGCAGUCGCCAAGACUUGCAGAAUCAGUUCAAUCAGGUUUCUGCUGCGCUUGCCACCGAUCAAAAUGAAAAUGCUACUUUAAAGGAGAAGAUACGUCAAGCCAAUGCUGCUGUCAGCCAGCUCAAACCCGCUUUGGAGAAGGCUCGUUCUGAAGCACGCCAGCAGAAGGGUUUGGUGGCAAUUAACAAAAAGCAAUUGGCAACUGUUGAGGGGGGGCGGGACAAGAUUCAAAGCGAGAUCGAGUCUGUGGCAAAAGAAAACCAAGAUGACGAAGAGCAUGCUCGGCCAGCUCUCAGCACGGCUGAUAUUACAAGCCCAGCUUUGUCCACUGCCAGUCAGCAAACCAAUCCCUUUUUCAGACGUACAACGACAGAAACGUCUGACAGGGCAGCUUCUCCUGCUUCUAACUCACAAUCUGCUUUUGAUAAUCUCUUUGGCCCAUCGUUUGCCAGUCCAUCAACAUCUACACCUCCACCUCAGACUUCAUUUGGUGCCGCCUCGCCUUUCGCACAACAAACACGAGAUGUUUCUAAAAGCCCCAAUACUUCUGGUUUACCGACUCCAUCCGUGUCCCCUCCUCCUCAAGCUACAUCUGAGCCACCUCCACUUCCUCAGUCCCGGCAGAUAACACCCAGUUUCCUCCCACUUGGCAAUGAAAACAAUGUGCAGUCAACUACAUCUUCCACAGCCGUCUCUCCACCGGCCAGUCGUUUUGGUGGACUAGAUACUUCCGAGGCUGGAACUCCUGCGCCUUCCGAAUCUGCAAGCGUAGCACGAGAUAUUGGUGCGCCUUCUCAUCUUGGAAAUGAAAUAUCUCAUGAACCUUCCCCUUUCGAUGAAGCUCCCAAAACACCUUCAGCCGAGGAAGAUGUGACCCCUUCUGCAGCCUCGGGACACCAUGAAUUUCAGCCCACCGCCGAAGAAUCUACAGGCAAGACAAGGGAGGAAAGUUUCGAUGAGCUUUUUGGCAAUGUUGGUCGUGAAAGAUCUAAGUCUCAAAAAGCCAAUGAUUUUGAGGAAGCAUUUGCUGGAAUGAAGCCGCGUAGUGGCGAGACGCCCAACGAUUCAGGGGAAUUCCCUCCAAUCAAGGAAUUUGAAGUCGACGAUGACGAUGACAGCACAGACAGUGAGGCGCCAAUGAAAUUCGAUGACGACUUUGCUCCAGUCUCUCCACAACAGAAGGAUGAACUCGUUAAUAAUGAGUCCAUCGAUUCAACACAGCUGCAAGCAUUCCCAGUUCCUGGUAGUAGCGUGACCGCUGAAAAACCGCCUUCCCCAGAUGCUCAGCGUUCACCUCCUAGUUAUGAUACAGCCGUGCCUAGCAUUCCUGGGAGUUUCCCUGCCAUAUUCGAUGGAUUAUUGCCUAGCAGGUCUGAUCCAACCCUAGCGCCAGAUGCACCCCAUGCGGUUGAGUCCUCUAGUGGUGCUCCGAUUGUCGCUGGAGAAGUUCAGAAGAAGUCAGGUGCCCCUGAUUUUGAUGCAGCUUUUGCCGGGCUUGAUCUAGCGCCUGCGAAAGAGGAAGACGAUUCAGAAGAUGAGGAUGAAGUAGAAUCUCACACUAAGAAGCAACCUAGUGAUUUUGAUUUCUCAUUUGAUUCUCCUUCGCAGUCGGCCAAGGCUACUUCAUCUUCCUCAACUCAACCUGCCGCACCCAGCAAGGCGGCAGCGGAUUUCUUCAACUUUGACAACAGCGUGGAUGCGUCAACAAACCAGGCUCCUGCAGAUGAGAAAGCUCCAACGAGUAACCAUGACUGGGAUACUAUAUUCGCCCCUCUUGGCAAUGGAAAGGCAUCUGAAGGUGGCAGCAAUGGGGUUCAUCCGUCUGACCCCCAGGCAGCCUCCGGAUCUGACAAGAAAAAGCCCGGCUGGGCGCUUUCCGCCGAUACUGGUGAAGAUGACUUGAUUUUGAAACGAUUGACCGGCAUGGGUUUUCCACGCGACGAGUCACUGGCUGCUUUGGAGAAGUUUGAUUACAAUAUUGAUAAGGCUGCCGAUUAUUUGAGUUCCAGAACCUGAAGCGUGGCAAAUGAUGUCUGUUGUAUAUAUACCGUUGUGAUCUGUUUCGUUCUCUACAUUUCUUUCUCUGUUACUUAUGAUUCCAUUGACACUUUGAUUUUCAAUAUCGCGGCAGUGCAUGGUCUGCAUUGUAUAUCAAAUAAAGCAUAUGCAUACUACUCGUGUUACCGGACUAGAUCCAGUGCGCCGCCUUACAUUCCUGCAGCGCUGUGCUUUCUCUUUUCUCAUCUGUGUUUGUCUUGUUUCUCACUAGUACAACAGUUCAUUUUCUGUAUGUAAUCAUCACAAUAAUACCUAGUACGAUUGAACAUAGUUGCUCUAAGUCUGGGUUGGCUCGCAGGUACUUAGCUAGUGAUGCGAUUUUCUGGAAUGACAACUGACCUUCGUAUUUAUGAAUUAUGUUUAAGA